AUGCUUGAUCAAUCGACUGCAGGUGCAUGCGACGAUGAGCUCCUUGAGAUGAUAAGCGCCGGCGACCAUGGGAACGACCGCCGGAAGUUCGAGCCGGCGGCGGCCGGCAACAAGGCCCUGCAGGCGGCUGCGGCGGCCUCGCGGCACUGGUCGGCGUCCACGGAGUCGCGGAUCGUGCGCGUGUCGCGCGUGUUCGGCGGCAAGGACCGCCACAGCAAGGUGAGGACCGUCAAGGGGCUGCGGGACCGCCGGGUGCGCCUCUCCGUGCCCACGGCCAUCCAGCUCUACGACCUCCAGGACCGCCUCGGCCUCAGCCAGCCCAGCAAGGUCGUCGACUGGCUCCUCAACGCCGCCCAGCACGAGAUCGACAAGCUGCCGCCGCUCCAAUUCCCGCCGCACGACGACGACCUCCUGCUCUCCGCCCACCACCACCACCAUCACCUGCAGCCGACCUCCUCCAUGACGUCCAUGGCCAUGGUGCCGCCGUUCUCGCACGCCACGGCAGCCGCGGCGUCCAUGAUGGUCGUCGACAGCGACAAGGCAGCGCAGGCCCACGACGGAGGCGGCGAUCUCAAGGGGUUCAUGAGCCUGAGCAACUCGCUCGGCCUGGUCAACGGUGCCGGAGCCUCCAUGCCGACGCUGGCUGCGGCCCAAGCCGGGUCGUACCACCACCACUACGCCGCUCAUGAGGCUUGGAGCAAUGGCGGCAACAAUGUCCAGGAGCAGCUGGGCGGCCAUCGCUCUUCGCCUCAUGUGGUGCCUCACCACGGCUUGCCGUUCCCGUCGCUGCUGUCCUUGGCCCCGGUGUCUCAGUUCGUCUUCUACACGCCGGAGGGCGGCUUCGCCAUGAAAGACGUCGCUUCCGAUGAUCAGUUCCCCGUAGACAACCUUGACGAUUCGCAAGGCCAGCUCUCGCUGAGCUCGCGGGGAGAAGCUUUCUUCACUCAGGAAGCCAGGGUUGAUCGAUGA
Molecule: messenger RNA, 969 nt
Organism: Triticum turgidum subsp. durum (durum wheat)
Lineage: Eukaryota; Viridiplantae; Streptophyta; Magnoliopsida; Poales; Poaceae
Source: the annotation of a GenBank genome assembly